Molecule: messenger RNA, 6435 nt
Organism: Diatraea saccharalis (sugarcane borer)
Lineage: Eukaryota; Metazoa; Arthropoda; Insecta; Lepidoptera; Crambidae
Source: the annotation of a GenBank genome assembly
AUGUUUCGAUGUAUACCUUUGUUCAAAUGUAAUCGCCAAGUGGAAUGUGUAGACAAGCGGCAUUGCUCGUUGCCAAACGUACCUGAAGACAUAUUGCGAUACUCCAGAAGUUUAGAGGAACUCUUUUUGGAUGCUAAUCAUAUACGAGAUUUACCGAAGAACUUCUUCAGACUUCAUCGGUUAAGACGACUAGGACUUAGCGACAAUGAAAUUCACAAACUGCCACCUGACAUACAGAACUUUGAAAACUUAGUUGAGCUAGAUGUAUCUCGAAAUGACAUUCCCGACAUCCCUGAAGACAUCAAGAAGCUACGCGCUCUACAGAUCGCGGACUUUAGCAGCAACCCUAUCCCACGUCUGCCAGCUGGAUUCAGUCAGCUCAGAGCACUCACUGUUCUCGGCCUCAAUGACAUGUCUCUUACCAGUCUUCCCAGCGACUUUGGCAGUUUGGUGUCAUUGCAGUCAUUGGAGUUAAGAGAAAAUCUGCUUAAAUCAUUGCCCGAAUCGUUAAAAAACCUCACAAAAUUGGAGAGACUCGAUUUGGGCGAUAACGAAAUCGAAGAAUUGCCAGGUUUCAUCGGUGAACUGCCUGCGUUAGAAGAACUAUGGUUGGAUCACAAUAAAUUGCAGUAUCUACCUCCGGAAAUAGGCAACCUGAAAGCGUUAACAUGUCUAGAUGUCAGCGAGAACAAACUAGAAAAUCUUCCAGAAGAAAUAGGGGGGCUAUGUUCAUUAACCGAUCUACACCUGUCACAAAAUAUGUUGGAAACGAUACCCGACGGUACCGGAGAUUUAUCCAAAUUAGCUAUAUUAAAGUUGGACCAAAAUAGAUUAAAUACGUUAAAUUAUAAUGUAGGAAGGUGUACAAAUCUCCAAGAGCUUAUAUUAACGGAGAAUUUUUUAAUGGAGCUGCCUAGGUCGAUAGGGAAUCUCAAUGAGCUGACAGUACUGAACGUAGAUAGAAACUCUUUGGGUGAAAUACCUGUAGAAAUUGGAAAUAUGACAUUACUGGGGGUGCUAAGUUUAAGAGACAACAAACUAACAAGACUGCCUAACGAAUUGGGAAAUUGUAAAUCGCUGCAUGUACUCGAUGUUAGUGGAAACAGGUUACAAUACUUACCGUAUACAUUAGUCAACUUGGAGCUUAAAGCUGUUUGGUUAUCACAAAACCAAGCGCAGCCUCUUCUUACCUUCCAAACGGACAGAGAUGAAACGACGGGGGAGAAUGUGCUCACUUGUUUCCUACUACCUCAGCUGAGUUAUUCACAACAGCCAGAAUCUAGCGCAACACGCGAUCGCGAUUCCGAUAACGAGGACUGGGAAGAGAAGGAAGCUUCAAGAACUCACUCUGUCAAGUUCACUGAAGACAUGCCGGAAACCAGAGAGACUCCAUUCGUACGUCAGAAUACACCUCACCCGAAGGAGUUGAAGGCGAAAGCGCACAAGUUGCUCGGUCGUUCACCGGAGGGUUCAAAUGUGCCACAAGAAAAACCGCCGACGACCAACGGACUUCCGUUGUCGCCAACGGAACCUUUACUACAGACAGUCGAAACAACAGAAACAAUCCAACAAACGCAAAUACCUCACGAAGCAGUCAAGGAGGAUGAAAGCGAUACGCAAACGGCAGCAGAUAGGGAAUCUUCAGAAGGUGAAAAUGAAGAUAACGAAGACUCUGACGAGUUGGAGGCAAUUAAAAAAAGAGAGCAACAAGAAGAACAGAAGACUGAUGACGAUGAAACCGUGGAGGACGUUCCCGAUGGUGAAUCCGUGUCGGAUCGCGCUGAGAGCGAAGUGCGAGUGGUGAACGACCAGAGAUGCAUAGAAGUACGGAUCGCUCGGGCUGCUGGUGGUUUAGGGUUGAGCAUUGCAGGUGGGCGCGGCUCUACGCCGUACAUUGGCGAUGAUGAUGGCAUCUUUAUAUCAAGGGUUACGCCUGGAGGGCCAGCAUAUAAUGCAGGACUUAGGGUGGGCGACAAGGUACUCUCCGUGAACGGAACAUCAGUUGUGGAAGUCGAUCAUUAUUAUGCAGUUGAGGUUCUGAAGGCCAGCGGUCCUACACUCACGUUGAUUGUCACCAGAGAUUCUCCUAACUCCACUAGAACUCACAGCCGUGCACCAAGUGGAGCGAGCCACCAUUCUGUGUCAAGCACAACUGACACGGUAUCUACUUUAGAAAACGGACAGAUACCAACAGGUCGAGGAAUGUCAAUGAAACCACUGAUCAUCGGCAACCAGUAUGCGCAAGAGUUCGAACCCGAGUUUAAAGAACAGUCCAAGCUCAGAAACAAUCAGAGCACGCCCACUCCGAUAGUCAACUACAGUCCUUCGCCCACCGGGCAACCUGUGGAUUAUCAACGAUUGCAAUCAUCACCACCACCCACCACGGCACCUUAUAUACCACCAGUAUACCAACAAAAAGUUCUUGUUCACACGACUUUGAUUCGUGAUGGAGCCGGUUUAGGGUUCAGUAUAGCUGGCGGUAAAGGCUCACCUCCAUACAGAGACGACAGCGACGCUAUAUACAUAUCGCGUAUAUCUCCACAAGGUGCCGCUGCUAAGGACGGGAAAAUGCUAGUUGGCGAUAAAGUAGUAUCGAUCAACGGUGUUGAUAUGGAGAAUGCGCGUCACGAAGCGGCCGUGGGUCUGUUAACGGGCCAUGAAAGAUUCGUGAGGCUCGUACUACAACGGACCAUCACUUCUGAUCAAGCCGAGACGAACCGGAAAUCGAUAUCGGACGAAGUGAGAGAACACAAGACCAGCCUGACGAAUGUGAACAUAGCACCGUCACCGAAACCGAAUCAUAUAAAUAACGCACCACUGAUUAGCAAUCACACUAACACAGCACCGAGAGUGACGCAUAUAACACAAGCCCAACCUAAAACUCCGCUCCAAAGUCAACCCCAACCUCAAACUCCGCUCCAAAGUCAACCUCAAGUCACGCACUUUACACAGAUCUCGCCACAAGCCAAUCAAAUUUCACCACAGCCCGCACGCACGACGCCACAAAUCAAUUCGAUUCCGCCACAAGUCAAUCAGAUCACACCACAAGUUCAGCAAAUGAAUAAUCAGCAAACGAAACAGGCGACUUAUAUACAUGGAGUGGUUCCACCGCAACCCGCUCCAAGAAGGUUGAGUCAGCCAAACGGCCAGGGCACGAAGUCAACAACUAACAGCGCGAGCACACCCUUAACACCCAGCGCCCCUAACACUCACGGCUCAACUGACGAGGUGUUCGAAGAUAUCCAGCCGUCGCGGCCGAUCACGAACGAGGAGUUCCAAGCGAUGAUACCGGCUCACUUCCUCGGCGGGCCGCGGCCCACCUCUGAGCCACCGGAGAAGGGGGUGAGAAUGACGGUAGAGCGGCCGGGUGCCGGUAUCGUGAUGCCGCCGCCGCCUUCGACUAUCGGCCGCGUCACCGAGACCAUCACCAAGUCCACCUUCACUGAGACCACGGUCACGAGGAUUACGGACAAUCAGCUCGUCGCGCCGCUCAUCAUAGAAGAUGUGAACUUAGUGAAAGAUGGAGGUUCUUUAGGGUUCAGCAUCAUUGGAGGGACCGAUCACUCCUGCAUUCCAUUUGGUGGCAAAGAACCUGGGAUAUUUGUAUCCCAUGUUGUGCCAGGCGGUGUAGCCGCUCGUUCGGGCAAAUUACGAAUGGGCGAUCGUAUAAUCAAAGUGAAUGGCACCGAACUGACCGGUGUGACUCACCGCGAAGCCGUCCAACUGUUACUACAACCGGGGCACACUUUAGCGCUCACCGUCCGACACGAUCCGCUACCGCAAGGAUACCAGGAUAUGACUAUUGUAAAACAAGAAGGCGAAAAGUUGGGUAUGCAUAUAAAAGGUGGUUUGAACGGUCAACGAGGCAACCCUAACGAUCCUAACGACGAAGGGGUUUUCAUAUCGAAAAUCAACAGUGGCGGUGCCGCUAGGAGAGACGGCAGGUUAAAGGUUGGCAUGCGUCUUCUAGAAGUGAAUGGAGUUUCGCUAUUAGGCGCAACGCAUAAUGAAGCCGUGAACGCACUUCGUCAAGCCACAAACGCACCGUUACACCUCGUGGUUUGCUACGGGUACACACGUCCAGAGAAAUAUACCACCGGUAGUGAGAGCGGGACGGCGGAUACAGGCGGCUCUCUGUCUCACUCAACGUCGAGCCUGGAUCGAGAUGAGCCGUUGCACAAUUAUCAACAGGAGCAACAAUUCCAACAGGAUUUAGUUGAGUUUGAACACGAGAAACAAGUCGCUGAAACUAGGGAGAAGUCUACUCCUGAAAAGGUGUUAGACAUAGUCCACGCCGUAGAAAGUAUGGCUCUCGAACCGGUACCACCCACGUCGCCAGAGCCCCACCACAAGACUACUACAGUGGUUAUGUCGAAACACACACUCCAACCUCAGUCGUAUAGUUCGCACGCGGCUCCUCCAUCGCCGCUAGCAGUGUUCACGGAACAAAAGGUGAAGACGCCUCCAGCGACGCCAAGCAGUCGACCUCCACAUCCGCCGCCACCGCCACCGCCCAAACCGAAACCUCAAGUGCCCAGAAAACCACAAACGAAGCGAGUUAGUUUCACAUCGGAACCAGAAUACGAACAUUUAACGAACAAUGAACGAACGACACCCCCGCCCGUGCAUGACGCGCAUGACGAUCGCAGAAACAGUGUCUACACUAACGAUGCAUGCGAGGGAUAUAGCUCUAUACUAAUACGAAAUCGGCCGCCGAGAGCUGAGCUAGAGACGUCUAAACCCGUACGUAGAGCGAGUCUCGUCCUCCCCGACGACCUCAUCAUUCCCCCACCGCCUUCGUUCGAUACGGACGUAAGUGAUAUUCCAUUACGCAGGCCAAUGGAUAUACCGCCGCCGAUCACCAUUAUUCCCGAGAGAGUUAUACUUCCCGAGCCGGAAGUAGCCGACACAUCUAUACAAUCCUCGACUACGACGAACAGUCCUGAAGCCGAAGCGCCCCCUGUUAAUUACGAUUUUUAUCCAUCAGUCUUGCAACCGUUCGAAAUUGACCAAUUUCGGUCAGCUAUAAUUUCGGAAACUCCUUCACAUCAAAUCGUCCGAACUUCAGAAUAUCCGUCCAUUAAUAGUGAUGAUUAUUUGAAAGAACUUUCAGCUAGUCCAGGUGGAGAACCUGAUCCACCGGAACUUUUACACGCGCAUUAUACAACUCUUCCCAUAGUUUCACACGUACCCCACUCCCCUUGUAAUUUGCAUCCCGAUAAAACUUACAUGGACGACGUUGCGUUGCAUAGCUCAUUGCGCGACUUGAGAGUGAAACAUUUACCACCAAAUAUGGUUCAUUCUACGACAUACCCCCCAACGAAUCCAUAUCCGUCUCUGACUACGGUUGCGGGUACAUUCAAUCCUUACACUUGUACAGUACCAAUAAAUACGAAUCAUAAUAGCAACAGUUUCAAACCACAAUUGUCCCCGUCCCUUACAACAACAGGCAAAGAUAUUAACGCCAAUGUCACACAAAGUAUUCCUACUUAUGCCGGUGAUAAGCCUAAAAAUGUACAGUCAGAGAGAAGAGUUCGGUUCGGCGAAGUGACGACUGCGCCCGAAUAUGAUAAUAUGUCGGACGGUUCGGAACUCGCGAGGGAAGGCAGUACCUCACCCGCAUCCACCCUGAAACCCGCAUGGAGCAGCCAAAUCAAAUCCUUCGCCAUCGGCGAGGCUUCCCCGCCUCAUUCAGCUAAUUUUGUGAAGGCGUCUGUUAGCGAUAAAAAGAAAUUCUUCGAAAAUGCAAUGGAAGAGAGCCACAAACCAUCGCCUAAACCAGAACGCGUAUUCACAUUCUUGUCAGCGGAUGAAGUGGAGAAAUUGAAGCAGGAAGAGGAAAGGAAGAUGGCCAGCAUGUCGCCCGCCGAUCUACGCUCCUGGUCCCCUGGUGGGGAUCAAAUCAGCGGUGAUAGUUCGCAUUCCGACGACGAACCAUACGAGAAUGGCCACAGUGUGUCAUUGGGGGGCGUGAGUCCGUCAGCGAAGUCCCAAAGGCGGCGUGAAAGGCGCGAGGGCUCUGAAGGCGAAGACGCCGCAACUAGAGCAGCGCGCCGCGCCGCUUGGAGGGCCGCCAGGUUACGUUCUUUAGAGCAGGAAGCAAUAGAGUCGCAGAAAGCUAUAAAGAGCCUGGUGGGUCCCGCAAAAGAAAUAAUAGGUGAAAUCCCGUCGAGGGAUAAGUCUCCGUCCGAGGUGGAGACAACGCAAGAGAAAAUAAUAUCUCUGGAAUUGACAACUAGUCCUACUAGCGAGACCGCGCCGGACUUAGAAGAGGCGGGCAUUAGUUUAGGGGAGGGGGAAACGGAGGGGGAGAAUUCUCUCCAGCCGGAUAUAGUUCAGGUGGUCAAUCCGUUGUUGGAUGGUGGCGCCGGCCGCGUUACUGCUAUACCCGUUGGUCCAGCGGACAGACUGACUGCGUAUACGCAACCUCAAUAG